UUUACUCAUCUGUUAAAUGGAGUCUUGUUGGGAAAUGAGCCAAAGCCGUUCACCCAGCCACCAGGACUCCAGGAAAAGUGGCGACUAUAUUUAUAGCUUCUGCCCGGUUGUGCUAAAUAAGGUGGAACAGUCAGCAAAUGAAUUUUCUGUUUAAAGUGGGAUUAAGCAGUAAAUGGUUGACAGUGGCCCACACUAAGAAUCUAGUUUACAAAGUGUCACUUUCCGAGAAAAAAAAAAAACGUGUCAUUUACCGUGUUGUUUGUCAUUUAUCUUUGAAGAUGCUGUCAAGAAAAGGACUCUGAAGAUGUGGGAUGAAUGAGAUGAAACUCCCAAAGAUUUGCAUGGGGUCACAGAUCAGAUGACCUAUUAGAUCUCUAGAUUAAACAUGGAUUAGGAUGGCUUUGACAUAGUGACCAGUAAUCUUCUGAGAGUGCACAAGGGAACAGAUGGUGCAUGAUACACGCAGUUUAACAAUGUUGUCUGGAUAACACAACUGGAUGUAUUUUUCUGAUAUGAUAGCAUUAACUGACAAUAAGCAGUGCAGAUUGUUGUAUCACCACCUUUGAGUUGUCCAUGAAUUUGUUUAUUUAAACAAUAAUAUACUUCUGUAUGUGUUGAAUUUGAUCUAACAUGACUAAAAUAGCCUCAUGGAAACUACACUGUGACCUCUGAUGUCAAUAUAAUACUCAUGUAUGAGCCCUAUAGGAAUUUCAACUGUGUCUAUGAUUAUCAGGACUGACUUUAUAUCAACCUUUAUAGCACUUGAACCCCUGUUAAGUCUCAGAGACUUAUUUUAUAUAGCCUAGUUGUGAGUUUAAAUCAUUCUUGAUGGUAUUUUUAUCUCUUAUGUCCUACUAACCUGUUCUUAGCCUUCAUAAGAGCUUUAAAAAUGUUCACUGACAUCAAAUUAUCCUUAAAUCUUUCCUAGUGAAGGGCACUGCCAGUCAAAUAUGAUCAUCAGGUCCCCGAGGUUCCCUCUAGCCCCUCAAAUCUUCACCCUACUUGUGUUGACUGGCUGGUAGUGAUCUCAAUCGGCUCACAGAUAGCGGCGCUCCUUUCAGCGCCACAGCGCGGGCAGCUGAGGCUCUGUGUGGGAGGGACUAACGGAGAGCUCCCCUCAGAGCAGCCUGCCGCCACAGUAUCGAGCACGGAGAGAAUAUUCAAAGCAUAUUCACUGAUAAGGCUUUUUAAAAAUCUGUCUCCGUGAUGUGGUGUCAGCUGCCGUAUCGUUUAUGAGGAAAAGAAGGCGGAAGGGAUGCUGAAGUAGCGCGGGAUGCUGUGGAGUGAAAACGUCGUGGGUGGAAGGCUUAGCGCGAACCAGCAGGUGGUGAAAACGAAUGGCUUCUCCGGAGCUGCUUUCUGCAGAUGAGGGAGGCAAACAGCCCGAUCCUCCCAACGUCCUUGACCGUGUUUCCAGCGCGCUGCAUGUCCGCAAGCUGGUCGGAUCAACAGGAGGAGCGCUCCCUGGGGAGGGCUGCUGUAACCUGGCCCGGGGCUGCCAUGGCCGGUGUCAUUCAUCACCAAGGACGGCGCCACGCAAGGGAGGCGCGGAGGUUAAACUCGGUCACCUCGGCGAGGAGAAAGUCCGAGUUUGCUGCGACGAGGAAUUAGAGACAUCCUUCACCUACAUUGAUGAGAAUGUUAACCUGCGACUGGCCAGCCCGGAAAAUAGUUGUAAAAGUACUCACAGACCCGUGCGCAACGGCGAGGCUUGCUCCGAGACGUUGCCAGAAUUCUCCUUCAUGUCCGAGGAUGAUCUCUCCUUCGGGGAAGGCUCCGGGACUUCUAUAGACUACGGGUUUAUCAGUGCAGUCACGUUUUUGGUGACCGGGAUCUCCUUGGUGAUCAUCUCCUACGCCGUGCCACGGGAUGUGGUGGUGGACCGCGACAGCGUGUCGGCGAGGGAGAUGGAAAGGCUGGAGAUGGAGAGCGCCCGGAUAGGCGCCCACUUGGAUCGGUGCGUCAUAGCUGGACUUUGCCUGCUCACACUGGGCGGCGUGGUGCUCUCCACGCUGCUGAUGAUUUCCAUGUGGAAGGGGGAGAUGUACAGGAGAAAGAUCAUCGCUUACUCGAAGCGCUCUGCCAAACUGUAUGGCUCGAUCAGCCUGAAAACGAGAUCCAGUCCCAGUCACUCAUCUGCGCACUUGUCCCUGCAGGAGGAAAUGGAGGAAACUGUGACUUAAAAUGCUGCUCUGCAUAGAAAACUCUUUCUGUUUUUAACUGAGGAAUUAAUGCCAUUCACACACAUUCUCUAACCUAGAAAUGUAUUCAUAUAUUCAAAGUGCAACUCUUCAACAUUUUUGCUUAUACUGUAGACAUAGAUCAAAUUCUGUAUUGUAUAUCCACAUUGCAAAAACAACAGACAAGAAAAGCACUCAAAUGCAAAGUGAGCAAUAGCCAGAAAAACACUAUGUGGUAGCUAUCGAAUUGUUCCCAAAUGACACAGAAUGGCACCAAACUAUAAAAGUGAGCAGGGAGAAUGUUAAGAGCUUUGAGUCACAAACACUGAAUCACAUUUUUUGUACCCAGGAUGCAAUCUCCAAGAGCUUCCAUUUAUUAUUAAGGCUAUUCAUAUUUAAUGUGAAUGUUUCCAACAGCAAAAUCAUGCACAGACACAUUUCAGGAAGUAGGGAAGUGUGUGUCCCCAGGGCAGGAGAGUGGGCGGUAAGGAGGGGUGUAAAGCUGUCCCUGUCCACUCUGAUGUGGGAGACUCAGCUCAGUGGCCCACACGGUAAUAUCCAGUGACAGUCCCUCUCUGGUGCAGUGCUGAGGUAAGCCAGUGAGCCCAGCUUUGUGCAUCUGAGCCAAAGCUCCACGUCGGUUUGAUUGUAGUGAACAAUUUGACUGCAUUUGACAGCGCAGGCAUACACCGUGCACUCUCCUCUGCUCCUCUUCUCUACUUUCCUUCACCUCUUCUUUACUAUCAGCUCUCUCUCCUUCCUGCAGAACUUCCGUGCUAUCUUCAACCUAUGAACACUGUAAAGUUACACUUAAGUGCUUACAUAAUGAGCGUGUGGGAAGGGUCCUGGACGAUCACAGCCAAGUGCCGGUGACAUUUCAGUGUUGAUGAACCUUUUCCUUACCGGACUACUUUUCUUUUUCUGUCUCUGUCUACGUGAGGAUGGACUUAAGAACACAUAAUCACACAUGAAAGAGUUGCCCUACUUCCAAAACCUUAAGCCGUCACAACUUCAAAGAACUAAUUACCUUCCCAAAAGUGAGGUAUCAUUCUUUUUAAAAGGUUAUAUUUGAUGUUAUCGCAGUGAUUUGCUGACUAAAAAAAUGCAGGUGACACAAAGAGCUUAAGAAAAGACGUUUUUCAUGUGCAGACUUGCAAAAAGAUAUAUAUAUGUUAAUGCACUACUGACCAGACAGGUCCUGGACCAAGUUGAGGAAGAAUUUAGUUUGUCUAUGCGAAAGCAGCCUUCUCUUUCUCCCUGACGGUUAUUAACGCUGUCGGAGGAGGACUGCAUUUAUGCAGGCCUGCAGAAAAAGAAUACAGAAUGCCACGCAAUUCUCUCCGAACAAAAAGAAGGAGUCAUUUUUCAUGUAGGCUACCCUGUAAGGCUCAUAAAUCAUGCAUGAACACUGAAAUUCUGCCAUAUUUGCAUAUAUUCAUAUACAAAGUGAAACACUGCAUUCCACAAUACAAGUGCUAAUGAUUCUUAUACUGUGUCAUUCUGUUACCUCAGUUCCUGUCCUUUCAUUUUGUGGGCUGUGUGGCCCUUUUUCGAGGCUUACAUUCAAGACGACAUGAGUCAGCCUCUAUUAAUGAGAUGCGUAGGCUGAUUACACUAUGAUAAACAGCUUGAGGCUAGACCGAUGCUGUGCUUUCAUUCAGUUGCUUUUCUGUAUACUGUCACAGCAUAUAUCGUAAGCGCCAGUCAGUGCACUGACUGUUCAAGUGAAAGGAGAAAGGCGUGUGAAGAAAAGAAUGAGGUAUUCAGCCAGCAUUAUUGUUCAAAAAUCAUUUGGGUAUAUUAGGCAUGUUUAUUGCAGCAAUGAACUAAUGCAAGUUUGUUUUACUACAGCGUUUCAUUUCCUCUGUCAGAGCUGACAAGUGUGUGUGCAUCUCUGAAAAACAACCAUCACAUUUGAAAUGGCAAUAAAAUGCCAAAUGAAGAGAUUUCCAGGAAAGGUAAUAAAAAUGAAUGAUCCAAAUGAG
Molecule: messenger RNA, 4165 nt
Organism: Thunnus maccoyii (southern bluefin tuna)
Lineage: Eukaryota; Metazoa; Chordata; Actinopteri; Scombriformes; Scombridae
Product: transmembrane protein 74
Exons: 2
Coding region: 1338-2183 (281 amino acids)
Source: RefSeq, a predicted model, not a curated record